CAAACUCGCUCGCUCCAGGCUCCACCCUGAAACGCUCGUCUUCCGCUCUGCGUUCCAAACCCCGCAUUCCCCUCGCUCUCACUCCUCUCUGACGAGGCCCCAUGGCCGUGGCGGCACGGGAAGGCGCGCGCGGCGGCGGCGGCGACGCGUGGGCGGAGAUCCUGGCCAGCGGCGGCGGCGGCGGUGGGCCUCGCAUUGGCGCGGUGUACGAGCGCCGCCGGGCGCAGGAGGCGUCGAGGCAGAGGAGCGCGGACGCGAGAGGCGGCUUCGCGGCGGCUGUCGAGAACCGGCCGAGCUUCGCGCCGGUCAAGCGGACCAGCUGGAACCGGUCGCUCUCCAUCAGAGGGCGGGAAAGUAUAUUUUUUGCACCCGGGACAAAUCUUCAGCCUCAACAGAAACUCUGCAGAGCACUCAAACGACCACCAAAACCGUGUAACAGAGUGAAAAAACCUCUUGGAGGGCCACCCGACUUGAGUAAAGAAAAGGCUUAUUUUGAAGAAGUCGAUGCUUUUGAGCUGAUGGAAGAGAGCCCUUCGCCCAAGAACUUUGGCACAUGGGCAGGAGGGAUGGAGCAGAGUCUCAUUGUGCAUGAUCUGCCUGCAAUAUUGGAGAGGUGGAAAAUCUUCAAGCUUGCAAGAUGUGCAGCAUCCAAUCAAUUGUUUGAUAUCAUGGAGACCCCACUUAUCCCAUCAGUCAUCAGUAACUGCAGUACAGAAAACUAUCCUGAAAAAGGUUAUAGGACACCUGAAAAAGACAGAGGGUCAGGGAUGCACCCAACAAGAAGGACAAUCCUUUCAGGAUACACUAAUGAGAGUACAAAGAACAUUGCAGGCGAAACCAGCAUUGUCACGUCCUUUAGUGAGCUUAACAUUGAGGAACCCCCCCGCACCAGCAUUCCCUCAUCAAGUGGUGAAGCUCUGACUGCCUUUGCACAACUUCUCAUGGUUUGCAGGCAAUCUGCACCAGCUACUUUAGCAGAUGUUUUUUCUGCUUACUGCAAGUUAGACAGCAUAGUGAAGCUUGGUGAAGGAACUUAUGGCGAGGCCUACAGGGCUGGAAGCACUGUCUGUAAAGUGGUACCCUUCGAUGGGGAUUCAUUGGUCAAUGGAGAGACCCAGAAGAAAUCGGAAGAAGUACUUGAGGAAGCUUUGCUUUGUCUAACACUAAAUAAUUUGAGAACGGACCAGGGAGAUAAAGGAAAAGACCAUUCAUGCGAUGGCUUCAUUGAAACUAAAGACUUUUGGGUUUGUAAGGGACCAUAUGACCCUUCACUGAUUAGUGCUUGGGAAGAUUGGGAUUCCAAACAUGAAUCUGAGAAUGAUCAUCCAAAGGACUUUUCAAACGAUCAGCAUUAUAUUAUCUUUGUACAAGCAGAUGGUGGAAGAGACCUUGAAAAAUUCGCUUUACUCGACUAUAAUGAGGCUCGCAGUCUACUGCUUCAAGUUACUGCCUCCUUAGCUGUAGCUGAGAGUGCCUGCGAAUUUGAACAUCGAGAUUUGCAUUGGGGUAAUAUUCUUUUGGCUCGUGAUGAAAUGUCAAACAAGGAUCAUACAAUGAGCAUCACUCUUCAAGGGAAGAGGAUUCGUGCUAGAACUUUUGGUUUGACCAUCUCCAUAAUUGACUUCACUCUUUCUCGGAUCAAUACAGGGAAUGCCAUUCUCUUUCUUGACCUGUCUGAGGACCCUGACUUAUUUAAAGGACCAAAAGGAGACAAGCAGGCAGAAACUUAUCGCAAGAUGAAACAAAUUACCAAGGAAUGCUGGGAAGGCAGCUUCCCAAAGACAAAUGUCGUCUGGCUAAUUUACCUUGUGGAUAUUGUGCUACAGAAGAAAUACGAGGCGUGCAACUCCACAGACGAGAGAGAGCUCCGGUCGUUCAAGAAACGGCUUUCCUCGUGCGGUUCUGCUAGAGAUUGCCUUGCUGAUCCCAUUUUCAGGGAUCUGCUGUUGGAAGAGGAGAAUGUGCGACCCUCAGCAAUGCCUCCCCUGUAGCGAAAGUGCCUUUCUGCUCCCGAGCUCAUUUGAGCUUGGUGAACAGUAAAAUCGAAAAAAAAUCAAAAAAAUUUCAAAAAUUCCAAAUUUUUUUUUGAGAGAAACAUUGACAAAAGUUCUAAGUGCCUGCAAAAAAUCAUCAUGAAAUCACAUUCCUGUAAGGCGUGGCAAAAAAAAACAAAUUCAGUGCUUCAAAAUGCUUUUGAAAGUAGCUUUUUCAGAGUAUUGUUUUUGUUUUUUUUGCCAUGCCUUCUAGGAAUGUGAUUUCAUGAUGAAUUUUUGCAAGCACUUAGAACUUUGGUCAAUGUUUCUCCCAAAAAAAAUUGGAUUUUUUAUUUUUUUUUAUUUAGUUUUGAUUUUACUGUUCACCCGAGCUCAUUUGAGCUCGGGUGCAGAAACUCCGCGUCCCCCCUGUAGUUGCAUCCCCCCGUCGACUAACCAUUUUGUUGGCUUGGGGUUUAGGGUUUAGGAAUGUGGUGGGCACUAGAGAUCAAACACACAUGUUUGUUCAUCCCCACAUGGCAUGCAAGAGAGCUUGCUGUCCAACUAUGUAAUAUGGCUGCUAUAUGCAGCUGCAACCAUUCAGCAACAAAAUGAAUGUACUUCAGGGA
Molecule: messenger RNA, 2602 nt
Organism: Aegilops tauschii subsp. strangulata
Lineage: Eukaryota; Viridiplantae; Streptophyta; Magnoliopsida; Poales; Poaceae
Product: serine/threonine-protein kinase haspin homolog
Biological process (GO): mitotic cell cycle; protein phosphorylation; intracellular signal transduction
Cellular component (GO): cytoplasm; nucleus
Molecular function (GO): histone H3T3 kinase activity; ATP binding
Source: RefSeq, a predicted model, not a curated record